Messenger RNA from Purpureocillium takamizusanense, 1259 nucleotides. RefSeq names its product Microsomal epoxide hydrolase. Lineage: Eukaryota; Fungi; Ascomycota; Sordariomycetes; Hypocreales; Ophiocordycipitaceae. Bases 23 to 1252 code for a protein of 409 amino acids. Gene Ontology annotation, molecular function: epoxide hydrolase activity. Gene Ontology annotation, biological process: epoxide metabolic process. The record is from RefSeq and is a predicted model, not a curated record. The transcript has 3 exons.
CACGACCAAACUGGAAGCAGCCAUGUCGCAUCAAGUCCGGCCGUUCAAGGUCUCGGUCCCCGACGAGGCCAUCGACGCCGUCAGGUCCAAGCUUAGGGAAGCAUCCUUCCCGGAUGAAGUCGACUUCUCCGACGACUGGGAGUACGGCGCCUCGCUGCGCGACGUGAAGCGGCUGGCAAGGCACUGGGCCGAGGGCUUCGAUUGGCGCGCGCAAGAGGCCAAGCUCAACACGCUGCCGCAUUUCAAGACGGACAUUUUCGUCGACGGCUUCGGCGCGCUCGACAUUCACUUUGUGCAUCAGACGAGCAGCAAGCCGGGGAGCAUCCCGCUGUUGUUCUGCCACGGCUGGCCCGGCAGCUUCAUCGAGGUGACCAAGGUGCUGCGGCUGCUCACCGAGCCCGAGGACGGGCCGUCGUUUCACGUCGUGGCGCCCUCACUGCCCAACUUUGGCUUCUCCCAGGCGCCGUCCAAGCGUGGCUUCGGCAUCGCGCAGUAUGCCGAAUGUGCGCACAGGCUGAUGCUACGGCUAGGCUACGACAAGUACGUCACGCAGGGCGGCGACUGGGGCUACUUCAUCACGCGCAUGAUGGGCGUCCUCUACCCGGACCACUGCCUCGCAUCGCACAUCAACUUUCUAUGCGUGAAGCCGACGGUGCCCCGCGGCUUCUGGCUCGGCCUGCAGCACGCGGUGCUUCGAUGGUGGUCGCCGGCGCAAAAAGCCGGCAUCGAGCGCACGAGGUGGUACCUCCGCGAAGGCUCGGGCUACAUGGUGCUGCAGAGCACGAAGCCGUCGACGAUAGGUCUCGCGCUCGCCGACUCGCCCGUCGCGCUGCUAGCCUGGUUGUGGGAGAAGUUGCACGACUGGACGGACGCGUACCCCUGGACCGACGACGAGAUCCUCACCUGGGUGUCGCUGUACCAGUUCUCGACGGCAGGGCCCGCCGCCAGCGUGCGCAUCUACUACGAGGCGACGCAUUCGCAGCGGGAAGCCACGCGCAAGUGCAUUGAAUACGUGCCGCACGUGCCGCUGGGCAUCUCGUACUUUCCGCGGGACCUCUUUGCGCUGCCCAAGACGUGGGGGUGGUCGUCGGGGCCUGUCGUCUUUGAGGCGGUGCAUGAGCGUGGCGGCCACUUUGCGUCGUACGAGUGUCCGGAGCAGCUCACCGAGGAUCUGAGGUCCAUGUUUGGCUCAAAGGGAGGGGCGAAUGCGGUGACGAGGAGGUUUGAGGCCAUCAAGGAGGAUGGCGAGUAACUUGGUG